Molecule: messenger RNA, 966 nt
Organism: Arthroderma uncinatum
Lineage: Eukaryota; Fungi; Ascomycota; Eurotiomycetes; Onygenales; Arthrodermataceae
Exons: 3
Coding region: 1-966 (321 amino acids)
Source: RefSeq, a predicted model, not a curated record
AUGGGAAACCCGAUCAAAUAUCUUGUGACAGGUGCAUCCAGCGGCCUGGGCGGAUCUGUCCUUGCAACAUUAUACAACAACGUCUCGGAUCAUUCACAAAUCGCUGCGGCCUCCUCAAGACCUGAAGUUGGCUUUCAGCUGCAGCAAAGCUAUCCUGGAAUCCAAUUCCGGAAGCUAGACUACAACGAUCCGAGCUCGCUUGUAGAAGCGUUGCAAAGGGUUGAGCGUUUGUUCUUCGUCUCUAGCCCCCUGGUGGACACCGAGAAACGGAACAAACAGCAUGAGCAAGUGGUAAUCGCUGCUGUAGAGGCAGGAGUCGGCCAUGUGUAUUACUCCAGCCUUGCCUUCGGGGGAUACGGGUCAGAGUCAACAGCUUCCGUUCAGCAAGCUCAUCUUGUGACCGAGAAGCUCUUGGAGAAUUCUGGGUUAUCUUACACCUCCGUUCGUGAGGGUGUAUACACCGAUGCCUUCCCCGUCUUUCUUUUCUGGUACCCAAACACAACAACCAUUUACCUUUCCGGUGAUGGCCCUGUCGCAUUCGCAUCCCGCGACGAAUUGGGCGAAGCUACCGCGAAACUCAUGCUCCGUGACCCAGCAAGCUUGAGGCUAAAAAACCACAUUGCCCUGCUUACGGGUUCCCGUACUUACACGCUAACGGACGUGGUGAAUGCUGUAUCUGACGCCACAGGCAAGAAACUUGAGAUCAAGAGGGUACCAAAGGAGGAGUUCCCUCGUAUUAUGUCCGUGGAAGAUGCACUGGAGGGCCGAGGAGGAAAGUCAGAAGCCUUCUUUGCGAGCUGGCAGAGUUUAGUAGAGUCAAUGGAAAAAGGAGAUGCCGCAAUGGUAGACCCCCUGAUGGGAGAGUUGCUGGGGAGGGAACCGCGAGAUGCUAUAGAGUAUGUGAAGGAGCUGGUGAAAGAAGGGGCAGAUAAAGGGGGCUAUACAUGGCAUCAAAAUUAUAGCUAA